This is a messenger RNA of Hirundo rustica (Barn swallow), 2862 nucleotides long. It is a transcript of the gene DDX6, whose product is annotated as DEAD-box helicase 6. The coding region runs from base 406 to 1857 and encodes 483 amino acids. The record is from RefSeq and is a predicted model, not a curated record. Gene Ontology annotation, cellular component: P-body; cytoplasmic stress granule. The transcript is spliced from 14 exons. Gene Ontology annotation, biological process: cytoplasmic stress granule assembly; P-body assembly. Gene Ontology annotation, molecular function: ATP binding; mRNA binding; RNA helicase activity. NCBI's taxonomy places the organism in Eukaryota, Metazoa, Chordata, Aves, Passeriformes, Hirundinidae.
GGUGCCGCCUGCCGGGAGGGGGAGGGCGCACGGGAGGAAGGAGGAAGCCGCCAUCUUGGAGCGUCGAGUCGCCAUAACAAGGCACCGGGGGAGCAAGAGGAUUUUGUACCUGGGAGAGAGGGAGCGCGGCUGGUGGCGAUUGAAGCAAGUGAAUUCUGAUAUAACUCAACUUCAAUAGAGGGCUUUUUUUAAAAAAAAAAAGUUGUUCCACAGUGCAUCAGAGCAAGUUACUGCUUUACUUUUGAGUGACUUACAGGUGCUUGCCUGCAUUGCAAUAAAGGACUCAUAUAUUGAGCAAGACUUAUUUAUCUCUUCAUUUUGGAGAGUCUAAUAAACUGUUAUUACAGUUUCUGUACUGACUUUCAAAGUUUUGAAGUCUAAAAAGACAUCUUUAAAGAUAAAAGCAUGAGCACGGCCAGAACAGAGAACCCUGUUAUAAUGGGUCUAUCCAGUCAGAAUGGGCAGUUGAGAGGCCCUGUAAAACCCAGCGGGGGCCCAGGAGGUGGAGGCACACAAACUCAGCAACAGAUGAACCAGCUGAAAAAUGCCAACACAAUCAAUAAUGGCACUCAACAGCAAGCACAGAGUAUGACCACCGCUAUUAAACCUGGUGAUGACUGGAAGAAGACUUUAAAACUCCCUCCAAAGGAUUUGAGAAUCAAAACUUCGGACGUGACCUCCACAAAAGGAAAUGAGUUUGAAGAUUACUGUUUGAAACGGGAGUUGCUGAUGGGAAUUUUUGAAAUGGGCUGGGAAAAACCAUCUCCUAUUCAGGAGGAGAGCAUCCCCAUUGCUUUAUCUGGUAGGGAUAUCUUGGCUAGAGCAAAAAAUGGAACGGGCAAGAGUGGAGCCUACCUCAUUCCUUUACUUGAACGGCUAGACUUAAAGAAGGACAAUAUACAAGCAAUGGUGAUUGUUCCCACCCGUGAACUAGCCCUGCAGGUCAGUCAAAUCUGUAUCCAAGUCAGCAAACACAUGGGAGGUGCCAAAGUGAUGGCAACAACAGGAGGAACCAAUUUGCGAGAUGACAUAAUGAGACUUGAUGAUACAGUACAUGUGGUGAUUGCAACCCCUGGGAGAAUUCUCGAUCUUAUCAAGAAAGGAGUAGCAAAAGUUGAGCAUGUCCAGAUGAUAGUAUUGGAUGAGGCAAAUAAGUUGCUGUCUCAAGAUUUUGUUCAAAUAAUGGAAGACAUUAUUCUCACGCUACCUAAAAACAGGCAGAUUUUGCUCUACUCAGCCACUUUUCCGUUGAGUGUGCAGAAGUUCAUGAAUUCCCAUUUGCAAAAACCCUAUGAAAUUAAUCUGAUGGAAGAACUGACCUUGAAGGGAGUUACUCAGUACUAUGCCUAUGUCACUGAGCGUCAGAAAGUGCACUGCCUCAAUACACUCUUUUCCAGGCUCCAGAUUAACCAGUCGAUCAUUUUCUGCAACUCCUCUCAACGGGUUGAAUUGCUAGCCAAAAAGAUCUCCCAGUUGGGCUAUUCCUGCUUCUAUAUCCAUGCUAAAAUGAGGCAGGAGCACCGCAAUCGGGUAUUCCAUGAUUUCCGAAAUGGCUUGUGCCGCAAUCUUGUUUGCACUGAUCUGUUUACUCGAGGUAUUGAUAUCCAGGCUGUGAAUGUGGUGAUAAACUUUGAUUUCCCAAAGCUGGCAGAAACUUAUCUCCAUCGCAUUGGCAGAUCAGGUCGCUUUGGUCAUCUUGGCCUGGCCAUCAAUUUGAUCACCUAUGACGAUCGAUUCAACCUGAAAAGUAUUGAGGAGCAGUUGGGAACUGAAAUUAAACCCAUACCAAGCAACAUCGACAAGAGCUUGUAUGUGGCAGAAUACCACAGUGAACCUGUAGAAGAUGAGAAACAGUAAACAUAUAGGCUUUGAUUACAUAUGCCAGAAGGUGAAGCCCUAUGAUCCAGAUCUGUGACACAUCGUUUCUUUGGGGAUACCCUUCUCUUUGUGGGUUUUUCUUCAUCUUUUCAUUUUGGAACUAUGAAGACUAAAGAGCUCAGCCUUUUUUUCUCUUGAAAUUUGGCAGCAAGGAAGAAAGAAGAUAAAAGGAAGAAUGUCUUUUUGUUUUUCCACUUGUUUGCACUGUGUGCUGAUUGAACAUUAGUUGCACUAACUGCUGGUUUUAAAUUUUGUUUUCUUUGGGCGGGAGGGACAGCAAGGGAAGAAGAGAAACCCUGAAAAGAGAAGAAUCUUGAUGAACACGAGCUUGUCUGCUAUUUCAAAUUCUUUAACCAUUGACUGAGUGCAUUUCAACUUCUCCCUUGUUACUCAUCUGUUUUUUAAGCUAAAGAGCUUAUUACUUAUUCGUGCAAAGUGCCUUAUGCUAUGAGACCAUUCAGAAUAUCACCUUUCUGACAACAGCCCAAGGAAUCAACAUCUAUUUUUGGUUUCAGGUCAAAGUUAUCCUCUCUUCCCCUUCCCCUCCUUCCCAUAUACUCAAGCCCAGGGCUGGGAGGUGAAAUUUAUUGGUUAUUGGUAAUACUACUAUUUUCUUCAACUUACUCUUUUUUUUUUUUUUUUUUUUUUUAAAUUGGAGGAGUUGAUAUGCAUCUGCAGUUCACCCAAACUGUAAAUAUCUGUAUUUAAAAUGAAACCAACGUAAAAUCUGGGCUGAUUAGGUGCAGCAUCGUAGCUCCAGAAGGAAAGAGCAGCCUGUGAUCCUUUGCAGGAGCCAUAAGAAAAGCCCUGUGCUCUAGCAGAACACUAAAGACUGGUUUCCAUGAGUCUUCAUUAGUAGUUGCAGCACUUGAUAAGUAGACUUGUUUCAGAGCCAUGGCCCUCUUUCUUCUGGUGCAGUGUGUCCCAUAGAAAAUCAGAUGUGUAUAUUGUACAAACUUUGUAAAUAUGAUUUUUUUUUCUGUU